Ipomoea triloba (trilobed morning glory) is the source of this 3221-nucleotide messenger RNA. Its product is annotated as bromodomain-containing protein 9. The transcript has 9 exons. Lineage: Eukaryota; Viridiplantae; Streptophyta; Magnoliopsida; Solanales; Convolvulaceae. The coding region runs from base 101 to 2788 and encodes 895 amino acids. The record is from RefSeq and is a predicted model, not a curated record. Gene Ontology annotation, molecular function: protein binding.
AGAGGAGAGAGAAUGGGAGGGAGAGAAUCUAGAGAGAGACAGGGAGAGGGAGGGUUCUAGAGAGAGAGAGGGAGAGAAAGAAGGAAGCAACCUCAAAAGGAUGGGCCAGAUCGUGAGGAAGAAGAAGAAGGGACGUCCAUCGAAGGCAGAUCUCGCGGCGCGGCUCAACGCGGCCGGCGGCGACGAGGAGAAGGAACUCCGGCGGAGCGGCCGGCGGCGAAAUGUCAGGUACACUUUCGACAUCGACGAUUUCCUCGACGAGGAGUAUUUUUUGGAGGAUGAGGAGGACGAGAGGCGGAGGGAGAAGAAGCUGGAGCUUUUGCUCAAGCUCCAGGGUAAGGAUAACGAUGGCGAGGACGAGUUGACUCCGAGUCGAACUCGGCGCGUGUCUCACGCUCCCGCCGCGUCAGCUUCCUCCUCCGACUACGAUGACGACGGGAAACCGUCGAAGAAAAGGAAAAUCCACGGCGAUGACGAGGAAUUCGAAGAAAAUGACGAUGAUAACGAAAAUGACGACGAGGUACGAGGAAGAAAAGCAGAGUCCAGAGGCGUUGAAUCUUCUCCAGGGACGCCAUUGGAGCGGCCGUCUGGGGUUGCGUUACCAGAUAAGAAGACGCUAGAAUUGAUUCUCGACAAGCUUCAGAAGAAAGAUAUUUAUGGUGUGUAUGCGGAACCGGUUGAUCCUGAAGAGCUUCCUGAUUAUCAUGAUGUGAUUAAACAUCCAAUGGACUUUGCAACUGUGAGGAACAAACUGAGAAAUGGAUCGUAUGCAAGGUUGGAACUGUUCGAGAGUGAUGUCCUUUUGAUUUGCUCAAAUGCGAUGCAAUACAAUGCACCUGAUACAAUAUAUUAUAAACAGGCUCGUUCAAUUCAAGAAUUAGCUACCAAGAAAUUUCAGAAAUUACGAUCCAGAGCUGAACAUACAGAAAAGGAGGUCAAGUCAGACCAGAAGCCAAAAUCCAGUGCUGUUGUGAAAAAGCUUAUAAAGAAGCCUAUAGGCCGGAUGCAGGAACCUGUUGGGUCUGAUUUCUCAUCUGGUGCAACCCUUGCAAAUGCUGGAGGAGGUAUACAGAGUGGUUCAAAUGCCUGUCCAGGCACCUCUGGCAGACCCGGCAGCAUUGAUUGGCCUAUUGAGGGAAAUUCUUUCUUGACUGACAACUUGGACAAGGAAGAAUUACAUUCAGGGAAGGGCCCUAUUUGUAGAUUUGGAAGAAAAUCAGCUCUACAAGAUGAGAAUCGCCGUGCAACUUUUACCGUAUCAUCUCAAUCUGCCUCAAGUUCAGAUUCUGUGUUUUCAACUUUUGAGGGAGAAAGAAAGGAUCUGAUUCCUGUGGGGCUCUAUGCUGAUCAUUCCUAUGCUAGGAGCCUGGCUCGUUUUGCUGCAACACUUGGGCCAAUUGCCUGGGAAUUUGCAUCGAGGAGGAUUGAGCAAGCACUGCCUCCUGCGUUCAAAUUUGGUCGCGGAUGGAUCGGGGAGUAUGAACCACUUCCAACCCCAGUGUUGAUGCUCAAGAACUAUACUCUCAAGGAACCAUCUUUUCUGGCGAAAUUUAGGCAGAAAAUUGAUGUUCACAAGGAGGAUAAGAUGGAACCUAAGAAGAAUCUGGUUUCUGUGAAGGAUAACCCUGUUGCAAGGCCCACCAUUGAAGGGAAACAGCACUAUGUUGUUGGUUCAGCUGGAUCAAAACCUACUGCAAAUAAUACCAAUAUCUCAAAUACUGCUAAGGAGCAGCAGCAUAAUGGUGAUGCUAACAUUGAAAGCAAACCAUUUUUCCUUUGUGCUUCUGGAAACAAACCUCCUAAUUCUGCUAGUCCCAAAUACCAUGCUCAAAAUUUUCACUCCCAAAAUUUCAUUGAAUCUGAGAAGAAGCAUUUGAAGCAGGAUGAAAUAAAUGCUCAACCACUAGCUACCAACCAAAGCAGUGCUGAACAGAGUAAGGUAACUAGUAGCAUUGUAGUUCCUAGUCCAAGGUCAGUCAAGAUGGCUCCAAAUAACAGAAAUCCUUUGUCUUCUGUGUGUUCUGAACAACUGAAUAUCAAUGGGUUUUCUGCCGGCGGACUGCCUAAUGCAAUGGGUUUGAGUAAUGGUAAUGGGGCUGCUCGUGGUUUUGCUAAUAAUGGGAACAAAGCUGCAACUUUAUUUCCUCAUGGACAAGAGCAGGGCCUUGGUAAUCCUAUCCAUAUGAUGAGGAUGCUUGAGAAGUCUCAAAACCAACAACAUAAGUCUUCACAGCAGUCCAGAGUUGAUUCAUCUCCAGUUUCCCCUGCUACUCCUACGCGAAGAGGAGAUGAUUCAAACAAUGCUGCUGCAGCUGCUGCUCGAGCAUGGAUGUCGAUAGGGGCAGGAGGUUUUAAACAGGCUAGUGACAACACAGGCACCAACAACAGUCAAAUAUCUGCUGAAUCCUUAUAUAAUUCCUCCCGUGAUCACCAACCACAGAAUUUACAAUAUCGUGGAGAAUUUCCUGCAUCUGGGAUGCAUUUCCAGCCUGGUAAGGGCAGUUUUCCCUUCAACGCCUUUGUGCCCCCCCAUAUGUCUAGAGCAGGAAUUGAAGCUCAGAUACCAAACCGACCAAUGGUUUUCCCACAAUUAGUAGCUGCCGACUUGUCUAGGUUCCAGGUGCCUUCUCCUCGGCAUAAUCUCAAUACACCUGCUCAGCCUAGACCAAAACAGGAAUCACUUCCUCCUGACUUGAACAUUAGUUUUCAGUCUUCUGGGUCUCCCGGCAGACCAUCUUCGGGUGUUUUGGUCGAUUCUCAGCAGCCAGACCUUGCCUUGCAACUGUGAGUUUUGAAGAUGGGAUUACUACAAUUUGGCCAUUUGAAGUGAUCUGAAGCUCCAUCUUUUCCAUGAAUCCGUGCCGGGCAUUCCAUUUCUCCUGUUUGCUGUUCUUUCACGACACACCAUAUUGUGUAAAGGUAUGCCCAAGCUUAUCGGAAAAAACAUCCAGUAUUUAGUCCAAGGUUGGAAUAGGUAAUACAACAGGCCACCUCUUCUAAAAAGGAUUGCACCCCAAUCACGAGAAGAGAAGCUCGAAAUCUAGUAGGAUAGCCAAGUUUCAGGGAGAAAUGUUGUAAUAAUAUUGUAGCUGUGUAGGACUGUAGGUCAUUAUCUGGUCACCCACAAAUGGAAUUAGCAUUCUUGUACAUUGAUCAAAGGAAGAUUGCUUUUAGAUUUUUGCUGUUUUCAUGCCCCAUGCAAUCGCAUUUCCUUUCUCGUA